UGCCGCUACAGCCGCAUUCCCCUGAGCGCGGUGGGCUGCGGGUUGAGGUCGCGCAAGGGGAGAGGCACGGAUUUCCACAGGGCUGUGGGACACGGGGAACGGUAUUCGCUGCUCAUCCUGGUGGUUUUCGACUGUGGAAAGGACUUCUUUCUUAGAGGCGUCGGUUUGUUUUACGGACUGUCUGUACUGCCUAUGAACUCUAUUUUUGUGGGAGAAGUUCUGUCAAGUUAGUUAGCUCGCUAAGGUUUUCGGCUAACCAGCUUGGCUGCUAUAGCUACACUGUCAUUAGCUAGCUUACAAGUUACUUUGUGGUUAGCCAAACGUAGUUCGUAAUAGAAUCUAAUUAAUGCGUUAAUAUUUUUUUGCAGAUUAUUAUUUUGUACUAAAUAGUGUCGCUUAAACCGAGGUUUAAUAAAACACUUCCAUUGUCGAGUGGUUGAGGUAUUUAAGAGUUAACCUUACCUAGUGCAAUUAUUUCGCUAGCUACUUAGCUUUCUAGCUAGCAUAUCUUUCUCUGCUGCAGGGUUUGCUCACCUUAGCUGGUUAGCAGCAGAAGACAAAUUUGAUUUAUUUAUCUUUUUUUUUUUUACAAAACAUAUACAUACCGUUUUAAGCAUGAACGGCUUGUUAUUUUCUUGCAAACGUUUUAUUGAGCAGUGUGAAGAGUGGAGCGACAUGCACAUCUAGGUCGGGAUGAUAUUUCUUUAAUUUUUUGACUCGACUAAAUUUCGACUCCCAACAACUUUCGGAAAAUGUAGCGGAUAAUAUUAGAUGAACGAAAUAAAUACGACUAGCUCAAGAAAAACAAACAACUAGCUAGCUUUCUAGCUAAGACCACCAUGGUUCUGUGUUGUGUAUGAAUGGGAGCAUGAAGUGUUCUCUCCUGGAGCUUAGCUAGCUAGCUGUGUGUGUUUGGAGCCUCAGCACCGACGUGGCUAACUGACCCCCUUUUUAAUGUCUCUGUUUAUAUUUUCAACACAAUUCUGUCAGAUAUUGUAAAGGCAGGGACUACUACAUUUUUUUUGUUCCACCAUGUCGGGGGAAGUUCGUUUGAAAAAGCUGGAAAAACUCUUCCUGGAUGGUCCUGUCCAGUCUAAUGGCCAGUGUUUCAGUGUCGAGUCUCUUCUGGAUGUGCUCAUCUGUCUGUAUGAUGAGUGCAAUAAUUCCCCCCUCAGGAGAGAGAAGAACAUCUCCGAGUUCCUAGAGUGGGCUAAACCAUUCACAUCUAAAGUGAAACAGAUGAGACUACACAAGGAGGACUUUGAAAUCCUGAAAGUGAUUGGCCGAGGAGCGUUUGGGGAGGUAGCGGUUGUGAAGGUGAAGAACUCUGAUAAGGUUUUUGCCAUGAAAAUUCUCAAUAAGUGGGAGAUGCUGAAAAGAGCUGAGACUGCGUGCUUUCGGGAGGAGAGGGAUGUUUUGGUAAAUGGGGACAGCCAAUGGAUCACAACACUACACUACGCCUUUCAGGAUGACAACUUUCUGUAUCUGGUGAUGGAUUACUACGUGGGCGGAGAUCUCCUGACGCUGCUGAGCAAGUUUGAGGACCGCUUACCUGAGGAAAUGGCCCGAUUUUACCUGGCUGAGAUGGUGCUGGCUAUUGACUCUGUACAUCAGCUCCAUUAUGUGCACAGAGACAUCAAGCCAGACAACAUUCUCUUGGAUAUGAAUGGACACAUUCGUCUGGCUGAUUUUGGCUCCUGCCUUAAACUCAUGGAUGAUGGAACGGUUCAGUCCUCUGUGGCGGUUGGCACUCCCGAUUACAUCUCUCCUGAGAUCCUGCAGGCCAUGGAGGAUGGAAAGGGAAAAUAUGGCCCAGAGUGUGACUGGUGGUCUCUGGGUGUUUGUAUGUAUGAAAUGCUGUAUGGGGAAACCCCCUUCUAUGCCGAAUCUCUGGUGGAGACGUACGGCAAGAUAAUGAACCACAAGGAGCGAUUCCAGUUUCCUGCCAAUAUCACAGAGGUGUCCGAGAAUGCCAAAGACCUGAUCCGCAGGCUCAUCUGCAGCAGGGAGCACCGACUAGGUCAGAAUGGUAUCCAAGACUUCAAGCAACAUCCUUUCUUUUCUGGCAUCGACUGGGACAACAUCCGAAACUGUGACGCUCCGUACAUUCCUGAAGUCAGCAGCCCUUCAGACACUUCCAAUUUUGAUGUGGAGGAUGACUGCCUCAAAAACACAGAGACGAUGCCUCCUCCCUCUAUAACGGCCUUCUCUGGACAUCAUCUUCCAUUUGUAGGCUUUACUUACACUAGUCAGUGCUGCAUCUCUGACCGUGGGUGUCUGCGAGAAUCUGCGGCACCUGUGCAGAUGGACGUGUGUGUACAGCGCAGCUUGGAGGAGAGCCUAGCUAUUGAGGCAUAUGAGAGGAGGCUCCGUCGUCUGGAGCAGGAAAAAUUGGAGCUCAGCCGCAAACUGCAGGAGUCCACCAAGACUGUGCAAGCUCUGCAGUACACUGGAGAUGCUCCUGUCUCUGCUAACAGGGAGUUUGAGAUCCAUGGCCUGAAGGAGGAAAUUGAGACUCUAAAGAAGCAGAUAGCAGACUCUGGCCAGUUGGAGCAGAAGUUGGAACAGGCUAGUGCAACCCGCAAAGAUCUGGAGGAGUCCACCAAACACAUCUGCUCUCUAGAGAAGCAGAUAAAAAGCUUGAAGCAGGAGAGGGAAGAAAUGCAGAAGGAGAUGAUGGAGUCUGCAGAGAAGCUGAAGGCUCAGGGGAAGGAGCUGAAGGAGGCAGACAGCCAGAGAAAGUUAGCUAUGCACGAGUUCUCAGAGAUGAGUGAGCGAUUGACAGAGCUGCGCUCUCACAAACAGCGCCUUUCUCGCCAACUACGAGACAAAGAGGAAGAGAUGGAUGCACUCAACCAGAAGCUGGAGGCUUUGAAGCUGGAUUUGCGCAAAGCAGAAAGGACAAGAAAAGAGAUGGAAACCCAGGCUGAGGAGCAUGCUUCAGAAGCCCAGAAAGAGAAGAAGCUGAGGGAUCGCAGUGAACAGUACAGCAGACAACUGGAGGAGGAACUGGCAGCAGUGAAGCAAAAGCAGGCUGGUCGUUCCUCAGCUGCUGGAGCCCCUGAGCAGCACCAGGAACUCACUAAGCUGCGUGCCGAUCUAGAGAAGAAGACGGUGUUUUAUGAGGAGGAGCUGUCUCGCCGCGAUGUCCAACAUGCCAAUGAGUUGAAGAGCCUGAAAAAAGAGUUUCAUGAUGCCGAAGCACAACAUCUUUCUUUAAACAAAGAAAUAAUGAUGUUAAAAGACAAACUAGAGAAGACCCGCAGAGAAAGUCAGAAUGAACGAGAGGAGUUUGAGACGGACUACAAACAAAAGUACGAGAGGGAAAGAGUGCUGCUGAUGGAAGAGAACAAGAAACUCUCCAGUGAACUAGAUAAUUUGAUGAUCUUGUAUAAAAAGUUGAACAGCAAUCACAAGCAGUUGGAGGAGGAAAUGAGAGAGCUGGCUGACAAGAAAGAGAGUGUGGCCCACUGGGAAGCUCAGAUCACGGAGAUCAUACAGUGGGUGAGUGAUGAGAAAGAUGCACGAGGCUACCUCCAAGCUCUGGCUUCAAAGAUGAACGAGGAGCUGGAGGGACUGAGGAACACCAGUCUUGGCACUCGCUCUACGGACAUGCCAUGGAAGAUGCGACGACUGGCUAAGCUGGACAUGUCUGCCCGUCUGGAACUGCAGUCUGCACUGGAUUCUGAGAUAAAAGCAAAACAAGCCAUCCAAGAUGAGCUCAGUAAAGUGAAGGCAGCCAACAUGGCGACUGAUUGCAAACUCCAGGACUCUGAAAAGAGGAACCAGGAUUUGCAGGCGGAGAUUGAGAAACUGAAACGAGAAACAGAAGAACUACGUUUGUCUAAGGGUGUAAAGCACCAAGGUUCACAGAACUCCUUCCUUGCAUUCCUCAAUGCCCCAACCUCUGCUGUGGAACACUUUGAUCGAUCUCCUGCCUGUGGUCAAGCCAGCAAAGGCAGACAUGUUGACUCCAUUGACAACUUUAGCCUGUCAAAUACGCCGUCCCGAGAUGAUGAUCGCAAGUCUCAAGUUGUGUCCCACUCUCGUUCUCCUUCUAGUACCAGUGACCUGGAGCCUCUAGAGCCAAUAGAUUAUCCCCACAGAGGUACACAGACUCCUACCAUGCGAUCAGGAGGAUACAGCAGUUCUGGAUUUCCCACACCAAAGCCAAAAGCUCACCAGUUUGUGGUAAAGUCCUUCAGUGCUCCCACUAAGUGUAACCAAUGCACUUCUCUGAUGGUGGGACUCAUCCGACAAGGCUGUAUAUGUGAAGUCUGCAACUUCUCAUGUCACGUGACAUGUGCGGACAAAGCCCCUGCAGUGUGUCCUAUUCCACCAGACCAAACGAAAGGUCCACUGGGUAUCGACACACAGAAAGGCAUUGGCACAGCUUUUGAGGGCUAUGUUAGGGUGCCUAAGCCAGCAGGAGUAAAGAAAGGUUGGCAGAGGGCCCUUGCUGUUGUGUGUGACUUUAAGUUGUUCCUCUAUGAGCUUGCAGAGGGCAAGGUUGUGCAGCCCAGUGUAGUGGUUAGCCAGGUCAUCGACAUGAGGGAUGAGGAUUUUUCAGUCAGCUCAGUACUAGCAUCCGAUGUCAUCCAUGCCAGUCGGAAGGAUAUCCCCUGUAUUUUCAGGGUUACAGCGUCCCAGCUCUCUGCAUCUGGCAGUAAAAAAUGCUCCAUCCUGAUCCUGGCUGACAGUGAUCAGGAAAAGAAUAAAUGGGUGGGAGUGCUGAAUGAGCUACACCGUCUCCUAAAGAAGAACAAGUUAAAGGAGCGUUCUGUUUAUGUCCCAAAAGAAGCUUAUGACAGCACUCUGCCUCUUAUCAAAACCACCCAGUCUGCUGCUAUUAUAGAUCAUGAGAGGAUAGCCCUGGGUAAUGAGGAGGGACUGUAUGUUAUCCAUGUCACCAAAGAUGAGAUUGUCAAGGUAGGGGAUAAUAAAAAGGUCCACAUGAUUGACCUGAUUCCCUCUGAGCAGCUGCUAGCCGUCAUCUCUGGCCGUAACCGCCAUGUUCGGCUUUUCUCCAUGGCGGCUCUGGAAGAUCGGGACACUGACUUCUACAAGCUUCCUGAGACUAAGGGCUGCCAGACGUUGGCGUCUGGUACAGUGAAGCAUGGUGCUCGGCCCUGCCUGUGUGUUGCCAUGAAGAGACAAGUAAUCUGCUACGAGCUCAACAAGGGUAAAACACGGCACCGGAAGCUGCGGGAGCUGCAGGUACCUGGUGUGGUGCAGUGGAUGGCUCUACAGGGGGAUAAGCUGUGUGUAGGUUACCAGGCUGGAUUCCUACGCUACAGCUUGCAAGGAGAUGGACCUCCUACUAGCCUGCUCCACCCAGAGGAUCACACCCUGGCUUUCAUAGGGCAGCUGGGCUUGGAUGCACUCUGUGCUGUGGAAAUUUCCAGCAAAGAGUUACUCCUGUGCUUUAGCAGCAUUGGGGUUUAUGUUGAUUGCCAAGGAAGACGCUCACGCCAGCAGGAGCUGAUGUGGCCAGCUGUGCCAACUGCCUGUUGUUAUAAUGCACCUUACUUAUCGGUGUACAGUGAGAAUGCAGUGGAUGUGUUUGAUGUGAACAGUAUGGAGUGGAUCCAGACAAUUCCUCUGAAAAAGGUUCAUCCUUUGAACACAGACGGCUCAUUAAACCUGCUAGGGCUGGAGACAGUACGGCUUAUCUACUUUAAAAAUAAAACAGCAGAGGGAGAUGAGCUGGUGGUUCCAGAGACAUCUGACAACUGCCGGAAACAGAUGGUGCGCAGUAUGACAAGCAAACGCCGCUUUUCCUUCAGGGUGCCAGAGGAAGAGAGGCUGCAACAACGGAGAGAGAUGCUUAGAGAUCCUGAGAUGAGGAAUAAGUUGAUUUCAAAUCCAACCAACUUCAACCAUGUUGUUCAUAUGGGUCCUGGAGAUGGGAUCCAGAUACUUAAAGACCUGCCAAUGUCUUGUUCUCGUCUCCCCUCUCCCUGCCUGCACCUCAUCUCCACUCCCACCAGCUUUGAGCAUGUCUAUCACAUGACUGUCACCUCUGCUGACGACUUCCUGUCCCAGGAUUCUCCUCUUUCCUCCUACUCCCCAUCCCUAAGCUCUGCACCUGGGACGCCUGCCUCCAUCUGCUCUCUGAAUUUGCGUCCUCAGGAGAGCCGGGCAGUAUUGGGUGGCUCUGUCAGCAUCCCCUCUAUAAGCAAGGCCAGACCUGAACCAGGCCGCUCCAUAAGUGCCAGCAGUGGCCUUGGCACGCGUUCAUCCUCUCAGAAUGGAAGCGCUCUUAGAAGGGAGAUCUCCGGUGGGAGUUACGGCUCCAACAAGCGGCAGGCGAUGACCUCACCCUCUGAGGGCUCACUCUCGUCAGGGGGAGGCAUGGAUUGUGCAGGUGAUGCCCCUCUCUCCCAGUUUGACAGAGAGUGGAAGGCAGUUUCUCCCACAGACAAGAUCCCUGAUGUGAAAAGGACUUUAAGGACCCUGUUUAGUAAGAUAAAGGAUUCUGAUUCACCAAGACAUUCUACAGCCUCCAACAGCUCUAACCUGAGCAGUCCACCAAGUCCAUCCUCCCCACAUAAGAGCAAGUCCCUCUCUCUGGAGCGCAGUGAGCAGCCAGGCUGGGAGUCCUGAGAGCUGUACCAGGCAUUCAUCCCACUCGUCCUGCUCUCUGUAGCCCUCUCUACAGCAUCAGGAUCCCUUAAAUGUGUGGAUUUAAAAAAAAAAAAAAAAAAGACAAGCAGCAAUGAUUCUCAAGGAACUUAAUACACUACAUUUUGGAUGGUGUGUGAAUAGGAAAAAAAAAAAAAGUGUGUAUUUGUUUGUGCACGUGUGUGACUAAGCUGACCAACACACACAAUUGCAAAAACAGUCCGAUACACACAUUUGAUUACAGCCUUUUUAAGUCCUGCUUUGGCGUAAAAAUCAAACACUUCUAGGAGAUUUCGAUUUAUUGGGGUUUUCUUCUAACCUAUUACCUGGUAGUGUUCUCUACCACUGACACUACUAUUUUAAACUUUACAUUUUAAGAAUAAUAUCAAAUGGCUAAACUUUGCCCAAUUAAAAAAGGCUUUUAAAACUAAAUACAGUCGUCACCCUUUGCUUAAGAGCAAGGUGAAUUCGGAGCAUGAUUAGAAGUCAUCAGUGCUUAGUAACCAAUUAACGCUUAAACAUUUAUAACAUGGAGACGAGCUUGCUCCCGGCUUCAGCACUACAUUUAAACCAACCUCAGCACUGAGGUGCCAUGCAGCUCUUUCAUAUGUAAAGCUCAGAACACAGUAGAAAUAGAAAGAAUUAAAUAAUGUACAUAGAGUUUAAGUAGAGUAUAAUAUAUAAUGAAAAAUAACACUAUUGUGAAAAGUGACUUGGCUUGGAGAGUGUGAUUUCCUUUUGACUUUGUGAGUCAAAGUUUUUAAACGUUAAAAUGCAGCCAUGUUUAAUUGAACAAUUUUAGCUUUAUUUUAUCAGAAGAUCCACAGAUGUCUUAUAGUUCCACUGAAUCUGCCUGGAUUUUAUUAGGGAAAUAUGUUAAAUAUCAAGUCCGAAUGUAAUGACCGCAGGCACCCCAGGCACAUGCGUGUUCACAGAUUGAUGUGUAGAAUUACACACGAGACCAUCAGAACAUAGAGAAACAAUUCCUCAGUCACAUGCUCUUUGUGGUGAAUGUAUCGAAACCUGAUUGCAGCCACCUUCUUCCUCUUUUUGCCUACUUUAGUGUGCUUCAUGGUUCCUUUACUGGAGCAAUAAUGCUGUUUCCAAAGAUUCUUGUGUUUUAUUAUUACUGUUUUUCUAAUUUUAUUUUUGUUUGGGUGUUUUGUUUUUUAAAUGAGUGUUUUUAUGACUUGCAUAACUCAAAACAUGAAACCAAACUUAACCUGGGUGUGGAUGUGUAUAUAAAGUGUAAUCUGUAGGUUAUCACAGGUUUGAUGACACUAAAGUCACUGUAGUGUGACUCUCACAAAACAUAAUCCAGUUAAGCUUUCGAGUGCACUCCUGAUUAGGGAGCAUUCCAGGGCUUGAACUCGUUCACUGGUGCAUUUAUCUGUUGCCUCUACUUUUAUUACUUUCUGUAGCCAGUAAUGACAGGGUGGGAGAUGGGGGGGGUAGUUUUAUUCCUAAAGUUGAUGGUAAGGUGUGAAAUUAAAGAUCACAUCUUAAAUACCUCAAAUCUAUGAGGCAAGCCAUUAAUUAUAGUUCCCUUUCAAGCAGAACAAGCUUUCUGUACUGUAUCGCUCAUUCCAUUCCUUUUUUUUUUUCUGCAGAAGACCUAACUCAUGCAAAUAAGUUAAACAAAGCUGCUUUUUUAUGAUUGAUUUUAAGAUAUUUUGGGGUCCAUUAAUUCAUGCUAUUGGAGCAAAUGCGCAAGUUACCCAAAUUCCAGAGUUCAAGAUUUGUUUACAGGGGCAAGAAAUAUGUUUUCAAUGUAAAAGCACACCUUUGCAUAUGAAGAUAAUUAUGUGUAUUUCCGAAAAAGUGUAAAUAUGGACUUGGUAAAAUGGUCACCAUUCUUAUUAGCAUAUUGUCACUGCUCUAUGAUGGCAUUGUAUCUCCGGAGCUAUUAUUUAAGGAAUUUACAUGAUUUAUAAACUUCACUAUGCCUUUUAUCCUGUUGCUUUUAUUAACUCCAGAUCUCUAAAAUGCCUAAAGGGGACAAUGAGGGACAUCCGUCUGAGAGGGAAAAACUAAUCUAAACAGUCUACACUGGAGUUACAAGAUUUCAUACGACAGUAUUUUAACAUACUGUUUUGCAAACACGAUUGAAAAAAAUUCACUGUGGACCAGUCUAAUAAACUCGGCACAUUUGUAUUCUUAAAUUAGCAGCUGAUUUGAAAUGUGUUUGGGAUCAUGCUUAUGUGGUAUUACGUUGUUCUAUUUAUUCCUGCUGAAUCUAAGCGAUCAUACUCUAUCAUGUAAGCUUAAUGCAGAGUGCAUACGCCUUGUGGAAUUGAGGCUAUGAUGGAUAAAGUGUUUAUACAAGCAUGAUGGUAUAACAGGAAGCCUGUUGAGAUGUUACUCAGGUAUGUUAGAACCAAUGAUUUAUUUUAUUACAAUAAGAAACGGAGCAGGGGGAGAACACAAUCAGACUUUUCUGGCUGUCGUUUGGUGUUAUUUUAGGACUGUUAGUUGUCAUGUAGGCCAACAAUAGCGGGAGGUGCCUUAACUGAACUCGGUGUGAAUGCUGGGUAGUGUAGUAUGACAAUGGAUUAGACUUAAGGGAACUGAGGGGGAACUGAAAACAAAAUGAGGGUUUACUCUGCCUUGUAUAUUACAGCUAUUUCAUAUCACAUGGGUUUUGUUUUUUUUUUUUGUAAGAAUAUGUACAGUUUUGCAUGUCCGGUGUAUUCACUUUAAGGCUGGAUUUUCCAACUGUUUUUUUUUUUUUUUUUUCUUUUUUAAAUCUGUGUAGUGUGGACGCUUGGGAUGUGAACAAGAAUACCACCACACUUUUUUGGCACAUGCUUAUUUAAGGUGGAAUGUCAUUGAGUUUAUAUUUAAUUAGUCACUACUCUUCACAUUGAGAACUCAUAUCUUGACUGAUUUAUUUCAAUAAAAUGGGGAACUGUUACAAAA
Molecule: messenger RNA, 9543 nt
Organism: Neoarius graeffei (lesser salmon catfish)
Lineage: Eukaryota; Metazoa; Chordata; Actinopteri; Siluriformes; Ariidae
Gene: cdc42bpaa
Product: CDC42 binding protein kinase alpha (DMPK-like) a
Exons: 40
Coding region: 1033-6606 (1857 amino acids)
Biological process (GO): peptidyl-threonine phosphorylation; actomyosin structure organization
Cellular component (GO): cytoplasm; cytoskeleton; actomyosin
Molecular function (GO): protein serine/threonine kinase activity; ATP binding
Source: RefSeq, a predicted model, not a curated record